Penaeus monodon (black tiger shrimp) is the source of this 1155-nucleotide messenger RNA. RefSeq names its product protein Wnt-9a-like. The transcript is spliced from 6 exons. Bases 451 to 1155 code for a protein of 234 amino acids. Gene Ontology annotation, molecular function: frizzled binding; cytokine activity. Gene Ontology annotation, biological process: neuron differentiation; multicellular organism development; canonical Wnt signaling pathway. Gene Ontology annotation, cellular component: extracellular region. Lineage: Eukaryota; Metazoa; Arthropoda; Malacostraca; Decapoda; Penaeidae. The record is from RefSeq and is a predicted model, not a curated record.
GGCUGAGUACUAUUGCUCGAUCCCACUACGCCUUUUCUUUCAACCGGUGUAUAACGUGUGUCAAUCUGCUGGGCGAAGUGAAUGAUGGACUGUUAGUGUAUGUGUGACGCUCAUUGUUUGAUAUUGCCGUGACCCCCCGAGAGAUACGUUCACACCGAGAGGGAAAACUGAUAUCAACAUCCUUUGCUCUUGAGAUUAUGGUGCGACCAUUCUCAAGUGAUAGAUCAAAUGUCGUUUAAAUGUUUCGAGAAUUACCUUAUGAGGACGAGAUGAUACUAGGAAGGCGGUGCGACCAGGGGCACGGGCGGAGUCGCUUCACAAGGGAGAAGGAUCUCGAGCCGUCGUCCACUUGACCAGGAUCUCAUCAACAACAUCUCAUCGCUCAACCUCAGCACCACAGACCUCGGCAAAUUAUGUGGUCGCGUGGGCGUGGAUGGGCGUGGGUGGCGGAUGUGUACCCGGUCCCCUGAGGUCGCGAGCGUGAUGGUGGAGGCCGCGUGGGUGAGCGUCGUCCACUGCCAGCGCGUCAUGAAGUAUGAGCGCUGGAAUUGCUCCCUCGGCCAUUCCCGCAUCAUGAUGGUCAAGAAAGUGUACCGGGAGACGGCGUUGCUGCAGGGUCUGUCGGCGGCCGCCCUCACGCACGUGGUGGCGAGGGCGUGCGCCUCAGGCCGCCUCACACGCUGCUCCUGUGACGAGUCGACCGUGACCCGGACGGAGAACAUGCGGGUGUGGCGCUGGGGCGGGUGCGGGGACAACCUGGCCUUCGGCACCAGGUUCGCUCGCCGUUUGUUUGUGGGAAGGACAAAGAAAAAGAAGAAGACAAAGAACGGGAAAUCGCGGCGGAGCAGAGACUUCAAGUCCCGGAUCGACGCCCACAACGCCUGUGCGGGGAUGAAGGUGCAGUGUGGGCGUCGUUGGACGAGGGUGCCUGUGCCAAACACUCAGCAAGCCAUGGCAUUUCGUGGUCCCGAAACCCCAGAAGGAAAUCUGAUACCUCUCCAGGGUAAAAGGGGGCCCAACCAGGGGGCUCCCCUGGUGCUUCUUUGUGCAGCUAACACGAGGUCUAAUCCCCAGAGUGAACCCUUAGACCAGUGUAUCGAGUUCCCUUCCCAGGGCAAUGGGACCGCCCUAGGACACGGACCCCCUCCCCCGUAG